Messenger RNA from Oncorhynchus masou masou (cherry salmon), 3324 nucleotides. Its product is annotated as DET1- and DDB1-associated protein 1-like. The transcript has 5 exons. Gene Ontology annotation, biological process: positive regulation of proteasomal ubiquitin-dependent protein catabolic process. The record is from RefSeq and is a predicted model, not a curated record. NCBI's taxonomy places the organism in Eukaryota, Metazoa, Chordata, Actinopteri, Salmoniformes, Salmonidae. Gene Ontology annotation, cellular component: Cul4-RING E3 ubiquitin ligase complex. Bases 605 to 913 code for a protein of 102 amino acids.
UUGUCCAUCUUCUCCUGAAGCCAAUGGAGCAUCACGCAAGAAGACGAGGAACGCCCAUACACGGACGAGGAACAGAAAUGGAGUAGAUGGACUUGUUAUUUUAUACCGCAGCUGUUGUUACGCUAAAUUGCGUGCUAAGCUAGCAAUCAAUGAAGUAUAGUAUGCUUUGUAAUUCGAUGCAAAACAUUUUUAUUAGUGUCUAAGUCAAAACUAAUUUGACAAGUAACACAUCUUUAUUUGAUUGUAGCAUAUUCUAUUCAAAUUUGUGAACAACCAGUGAUUUCUUAGCUACGACAAAACACUGGCUAUAAUAGUAGCUAGCUAACGUUAGCGAGUUGCUAGCUGGAGAGACAAGCUUGGCUAGUUAGCUAGCUGGUGGUCAAUUGCUAGUUUAUUAAAUACUUGGAAAUGACUUGGAAUUUAUGUACAUAUUCGAUGUACUUUGUGUAAUCUUGAAUAUUUGAGAAAGCCACGGCUAAAUAUCACAUUUCAUAGUUAGCUAAGCAGGUUCGUGUUGUUGCUAGCAGAUUUUCCACGCGCAUCAGCUAACGUUAGCGAGCAACUUUUUUUUUUGCCUGUCGUCUUUCUGCGGUGAAAAGCCACCAUGGAUAAGGCAGAUUUUUUAAAAGGACUACCUGUCUUCAACAAAAGCAAUUUCAGCAGAUUUCACGCAGACUCUGUCUGCAAAACUUCAAACCGGAGGCCCUCUGUGUAUCUUCCAAUUCGGGAGUAUCCAUCAGAACAGAUCAUUGUCACAGAGAAGACAAAUAUUCUUUUGAGAUACCUUCACCAACAGUGGGACAAAAAGAAUGCAGCCAAAAAGCGGGAGCAGGAGCACAGUGAGGGGGAGAACACUGCACCUCCGCGGAAAAUUGCCAGAACGGACAGUCAGGAGUUGAAUGAGGACUCGUAGAGUGCUGUGUCAUCAACAUGCAACACACACACAAUUAUGGAUAGAGAAGCACACAAGCAAAGUGCAUUUGACAGACAGGACAGACCACUGCCUACAUUGUUCAACAUGAACUUGGGACGCUGACAGUUUUCUCUUUGUAUUUUGUUUCCUUUUGUAUUUUUCUUUUCUUUCCCUUAACUUCGAUUGGCACAUAGCUGAAAAGUUCUGCCUUGAUAACAAAAGGCACAAUAACAUUAUCUCCUCCCCCUCAAAUUCAUUGUUGCUUGACCAUGUUUCUACAUUUCUAUUGCUAUGUUUGCUUUCAUUAAUUUACUUCUACUUCAUCUGUACUUUGACCUGUUUUCAUGUCCAUUUAAUCAAUUAAAUUGCGUGCCAUUUAUAUCCUUCUGGGCUUGGAGUGAAUAGAAUAUGGUCUAUAUCUAUAUUGCCUCAGUUUAAGUUUGAUUAUACCGUUACACUGAAAGAUGCAUGAAAGAUCCCCAACAAUUAUUACGGUGACUGGAAAAUGACGACAGUGUUUAGACUUUAGAUUGAAUUAGUCUCAGGUUGUUAUGGGGAAUGUUGUCUCAAAAGGCUGUAUUCGUGAAGGUGUUGAUGUCUCCUGGUUUGAGUGAUUAAUUGCCUUAAUGGAAAUGUGUUUCUUGGUCAUUUAAGGAACCUCCCUCUGUUUACAUUGUGAUGUCAUUGGAGGAAAUACACACUGUUAAUGAGAGUGGAUAUGGAGAAUGCUUCCACGGGGUCAUAUUGGGGCUCAUUUAAAGGCAUACCAAAUGCAAACCUUUAGAGCUCGCCAGCUUGUACUCCUAAAAAACUGAGCCUCAAAAGUGUUAUAUUCCUUAUGGGAGAAAGAAUGGGGUUUUGGGAUAAAUGGUUUAGGACAUCGUAACUGUUUUGUUCGAUGAGAUAAUGAGUAAGUUAACAUGACUUUUUUUGAAUUAGGAAGCAUUUAUGUCCUUGUUUUAAUUACAUAAAUGGUUAAAAAUUCACAAAGUGACGUUAGCUAAUGUUAAUUCAUAGAAAACGUAUAUGAUUUAAGCCUGUGUUUACCACACACCUUAUUUUUCGGCAUUUAUCCAAAACCCCUCCCAAAACCAUAUUCAUUUCCCCAUAGGCUUUGGCCAACGAGCCAUGACUGAGUUAGUGCCUACAAAAAGACGCCAUCACUAUUGCUCUCUAUACAGUAUAAAAACAGACCAAUUUUGUAGCAACGCAUAACAAAUGAUGCUCAAUGUGUUUGUCAAAACUUUGUUUGCCACUAGACUCUAGCAGCUAGAUUGCCAUCACAUCUAGAAUUAUCUUGAAACAUAAGUGUUUGUGGAUAUAACACUUAUCACUGUUAACAUGGUAUGGCUCCACAAGUAAACGUAUAGCUAGCUGCCAAGACUAAUCUUGGCUCAGGUACUUUGAUGGCUCCACAAGUAAAACCAUAAGCUGCUAAAUUGCAACUUGGCAUAAUCGAUCUGUGUGAACCUAUAGUAUAUGUCUUGCUUUAGUCAAUAUGUGGGAUACAUGUGCAAUUCAGGUGUAUAGAACCUUGUCUCAAAGUUGUCUGCCGUGUAAGGCAUGCUGUUAAACUGUUAAUGUGGGGCAUAGUUGUGUUUGUAACAUUAUCGACAGCUGUAAAUACACAAGCGGAGAGUAUUGUUCCUGAUCCGCUCUCUCUAUCCUUCUGCUGCUACUUACAAAGAUCUGGUAUUGUCUAAUGAGUCGUUAAUCCUGUCCAAAACUAUGGGUUAUAAAGUUUGUGUGUAUAUGGUUUGCUUCUUCAGACCAUUAUCAAGUAAUAGUUCAAGGACUUGCAGGGUCCAGAACCUUUAGAUCAUUCGAUCCUUGUAUCUUACCUGUUUGAAUGCAUGCACAGUUUAAACUCUGCAGGCCAUAUGUUUAAGGUGGUGUCAGCUCAUCUUGUUUGAGUUGAUCUUGAGGCUGGCUGACGAUCAGCGACCAUUAUGUUCCUUGGUGAAGCUAGCUGUCUACAUGUGUUAAUGUUGAGAGUUCUUUCCAAAGGUAGACACGUGUUUUGAAGAUGAUGCACUCCCUCCCUCAUUCAGUUCUCAACCGUAAACUGUGUGAUGACCUGUAUAGACAUUGUGUGCUGUGAUUUAAUCUGUGUGAAUGUGGGGCCAUGCCAUAUAAAAGCACUUGUCUUGGGACCUUACUCCUGUUGAUUUCAAUGAAAACGCUUUAAAUAUUUGCCCAUGAAAUUUUGAGGUCAUUUUUUGACCAUUGACUUUUCCAAUGGGCAAAAGUUUGAUUGUUUCUCUUUAAAACCAACAGCUGCAAGCUAAAAAACAAAACAUUUUUUUUGUUGAUUCCAUAUGGCAAUGACCCUCUGCAAAGAUGUGCUCUCAAGAGUACUUUAUGUUUCAAUACUUUGGAUCGUUGGUCUCAAUAAAGUGAUCUGGGAAGUG